This is a messenger RNA of Amborella trichopoda, 1959 nucleotides long. RefSeq names its product putative lysophospholipase BODYGUARD 3. Lineage: Eukaryota; Viridiplantae; Streptophyta; Magnoliopsida; Amborellales; Amborellaceae. The record is from RefSeq and is a predicted model, not a curated record.
CCCCAUUUCCACUAAGAACCCAUGACCACUCGUCUUGAGAGAGAGAGAUAGCGUCCCCAUCGGUCUAGCUUGAAAGCUACCCCAGGAGAGAGAAGAGACUGUCUUCUAGAGAGAGUGUGUUUUUAGAGAGAGAGAGAGAGUUACCAUGUCUAGUGAUUCCACAUAAGUAGAGGUGCCAAAGGGUGGGAUUUUCUCUCUCAAGACUCACAACAAUGGUGGCCACUUCUUCAGCCAAAAUGGUAGCAGGAGCUUUAGUCAUGGCUUCUGGUUUUGCUCUAGAGGCUGUAAGCUUUUUAGUGUUCAGCGUUUUAGACCUCUUGGACGUGGUUCUGUGUAUUGUUUACAAAGUGAUCGACUACGCAGUGGAAUCAGAGUGGAGACCAUGUUACUGCUCUUCGGGGAAGGAAGCCAUUACAAGUAGUGGCAAGAUCUUGCUCUCAGAGCAAGGGAAAACGAAGAUAGUGUGCCUCUGUUCUAGCAAGCUCCAACUAGAGGACAUAUCGGACACACUGUACACGAGAGUCUCACGUGUGUCGGAGAUGUCCAGGUUGACGGCCGCGAGGCUGGCGAAAGUGGCGGAGCAGCGGGUGGUGAGGCCGAGAGAGAGGUUGAUGGGAGGGUCUGUGCGCUCGACCUUUCGGAUCAACUCGACCAUUGUCGAGAUGUUGCAGGGGAGGGUUAAUGGCGCACACCCUGUGCCCCGAUGGUCCGACUGUGAUUGCAAGACCUGUCUCUCUUGGACCUCUUCCUCUAAGGAGACCCUUUAUGUCCACACUGAUGGCGCAAAAGGGGACAUUUUGGGAAAGGAAUGCACAGACGUCCUCUUCAUCCAUGGCUUCAUUUCUUCAUCUGAUUUUUGGACUGAGACCCUGUUCCCAAACUUCUCCAAAGACGCAAAAUCAAGGUAUCGACUCAUCGCUGUGGACCUUCUCGGCUUCGGUAGAAGCCCAAAACCGACGGACUCACUGUACACAUUGCGGGAACAUAUCGACAUGAUCGAGCGGUCGGUGCUCGAGCCCUUCAGGGUCAAGUCCUUCCACAUCGUGGCUCACUCCCUAGGCUGCAUUCUCGCUCUUGCCCUCGCCGUCAAGUACCCUGGCUCGGUCAAGUCCCUCACCCUUCUCGCACCGCCAUAUUUUCCAGUACCCAAGGGCGAGGCGUCCAGCCAGUUCGUGCUCCGCCAGGUCGCUCCACGCCGCGUGUGGCCCCCCAUCGCCUUUGGCGCAUCGGUCGCAUCCUGGUACGAGCACAUAAGCCGCACCGUAUGCAUCAUCUUGUCGAAGCACCAUCGCCUGUGGCACUUCCUGGCUCGCCAAAUCACCGAUAACCGGAUGAGGACGUUUUUGGUGGAUGUUUUCAUGUGCCACACACACCACGCUGCGUGGCACACGCUGCACAAUGUGAUUUUCGGAGCGGCCGGAAAGAUGGACGGAUACCUAGACACCGUCAAGGAGUUGGGGUGUGAGGUGACGGUACUCCAUGGUAGAGACGAUGAGCUAUUGCCCGUCGAGUGUAGCUACGCCGUUAAAUCAAGGGUGCCUAGGGCUAAUGUUCAGGUGGUGGAGAAAGCGGACCACAUAACUAUUGUGGUCGAUAGGCAAAAGGCAUUUGCAAGAGAGCUUGAAGAGAUUUGGGUGAGGAAUUGCUGAAAACAUUUGGCCUAAAAAUACACAACACAGUGAGCCUGCCUCCUUGGAAUUGUGGUGAGAGAAAGACAGGAUUCAUGGUGGCAACAAAUUGGGGAAUAACGAUCUCUAUCCAGUCAGUUUAUCCUCUUCACUUGUUAUUUGUGUUCCUCUCAAUCCUUUAAAUCCAUAAACUGUAACCCUAAAUCGUUUGUUCAUCUCUCUCUCUAAAGGGUUCUUCUAUGUCUCUCUGUUUUGUUUUUUGCUUCCAUAUUCUUGGAGUAAGAGAAUGUUUGAUUCUAAUAUUAUUUCGAAUCAAAGGCCCUUUGAAUUA